GGGGGAUCUCCUUAAAUGCCUCCUGAUCAACUUUUGGUUCUGUAGUGACAGCCUUAGAGUAGUCUUGGGUUAGUAGUGACCAUAGUUGACAGGGUCCUACCCUAUGGUCUUUAGGGAGUCAGUCAGUAGGUCAGUGUGUCCGGGUAGGUCUACGUAGUGAGGAGUGGGACCCAUGUCGUGCACCAACACCACGAUGGAUGACUAUGCGAUGUAUGGGCUACUUGUUGGGUUCUCCCUCUGGGGGACCCUCUGGCGUCUCCUCUUCCCUCUGGGCUUCUGGCCCACUGUUGCGUGUAAAGUAGGGCCCACUCGGGGUGGUACUUCCACCAACCCUUACACGAAGGAGGAGGAGGAGAAGAUGGCCGCGAUUCUGCAGGAGAAGAAGGAGAAGAAGGAGGCCAAGAAGAAGGCCUUGAAGGAGGAGCAGGCGGCCAAAUUGAAGAAGAUAGAAGAAGAGAUGGCCAGAGAGAAGGAGAGGAUACGAAAGGAGGAAGAAGAGAAGUUSAAAGAAGUGGAAGAGGAGGAGGAAGAUGAAACACCAUUGCAGAGGAAGAGGGUGCAGUACAGUGGUAGUAGGGAUGAAGAGAUGGARAAGCGAAUCUCCGAGUGGGUAGCCAACUURUCCCUGGGCGAAGAAGAAGAGGUGGCGAUGUACAUCUCCAAGGAUGACCAAGAAGCCGCUAUGAGGGUCUGGGAAGCAGAAAAGGAUGUUGUGAAGCGGCAGGCAUUGGAAGACGAAAAGAGGAUGGAGUGGAAGUUGGCAGUGAUGAGGGAGAAGAAGAGGAGAGUGGACGCGGCAGCGGAGGCGGCAGAAGAAUUAGAGGAAGUAAAGAAUAUAGAUGAGCAACUGGCCGCCCAGACCGAACUCCCAGCUCAAAUGCGAGUCAUAGCCCGAAACGUUGCACGCCUGGCACGAAUUCAGGCGGAGCAAUAUGAUUUUAGUAGGAGUCAACACAUAGCUGUGCGUUCCAUAAAGUUGGGGUUUCAGGACUUUGCGCGUGAGCUGGUAGGCGCUAUAGGGACCGAGGUGGGCCACCGCCUCGACAAGACUGAGCGGUUCUGUGCCGGCGCCAUUGAGGGCGUCAAAGCGGCAACUCCCAAGGAGGAGGAAGCACGUCCUCCUCGUCGGGAACCGGUCAAAGUUAAAUUCCCUGAUUCCUACAGUGGAAAAAGGGAAGAGAACUUCGACAAUUGGGAGGCCAAUGUCAAGACCUAUGUGCAUCUGCAACGGGUGUCCCCGGAUCACCAGGUUCUGAUUGCGAUUCACGUGCUCAGAGAUGAUGCCGCCAGCUUUGCAAGGUCCCUAGUUCGCGCUGCCAAUUGCAGCGACGAUGCCGUUGCGUACUCCUCGUUCACUUCCCUCACUGAGUUCUUGAAGCUGUUGCGCGAGAGGUUCGCUGAUGUCGCCCGUAGCGUUAAAGCCUUAGACAGGCUGCAGACGAUCCACGCUCGUAAGUGGAAGAGUGCCAGGGCACUUAAGAGUACAAUGGACGAACUGGUAGCUGUCCCUGACCACGGGGUUACAGACACCCAGUUGGUUGGCCUCUUUUAUCGGGCUAUACCCGAAGCCCUUCGAGGGCAUUUCUUUGCAAAGAGCGAAGACCCUGCCACUACAUACGAUUCCCUUAGUCGCGAAGUAGUGGCUUUUGAAGCCAAGUCUGCAUCUAUGUCCACUUUCUGGCACAAGGACUUGGACAAGGGUAAGCAAUGGAAGGGCCGCACUAUCUCAGGGCAAGUAAAGACCAAGGACAACCUUGUCCUGACCUUAGAUGAGGGUAGUGUGGAUGAGAUCCCCUACGAUCGGAUUGAGUGGGGGUUAGAGGAGGAGGACAACGGUGUGGGCCAGGGGAGAUCUUACGCUGCUCGYUGUAUGAACGAUUUGUUCAGGCCGUGGUUAGAUAGAUUUGUUGUAGUUUAUCUAGAUGACAUCCUAGUGUUUAGCCGGACCCCUGAAGAGCAUCAGGGUCAUCUCAGGCAAGUCUUGGAGAAGCUGAGAGAAGCUAACUUCAAGAUCAAUGCAAAGAAGUGUGAUUGGGCGAAGACCCAAGUUUUGUAUCUAGGCCACGUCUUAGACGGAGACGGCGUUAAGCCAGAAGAUAGCAAGAUCGCAACGAUUAGAGAUUGGCCCACGCCACGUACGCUGACAGAGUUGCGCUCGUUCCUGGGCUUAGCGAAUAACUACAGGAAGUUCGUGAGGAACUUCUCCACCAUCGUUGCGCCCCUUCGCAGAUUGCUAAGAAAAGAGACAAUCUGGAAGUGGGACAAGGACUGCACGUCUGCCAUGAAGAAGCUAAAGCAGGCGUUGAUAGAGUAUCCGGUCCUUAAGGUCGCCGAUCCGUCCUUGCCUUUUGUCGUUACUACGGAUGCUAGCCAGUACGGCAUAGGCGCAGUGUUACAGCAAGACGAUGGCAAUGGCUAUAGACCCGUAGAGUUCAUGUCCGCUAGGAUGCCUUUAGAGAAGGUUGCGACAUCUACAUAUGAGAGGGAACUCUACGCUCUCAGGCAAGCAUUAGACCACUGGAAGCACUACUUGCUUGGGAGGCACUUCAAAGUCUAUUCGGACCAUGAAACGUUACGAUGGUUAAAGACCCAGGCCAAGAUGACACCUAAGCUUWCUAGGUGGGCCGCAGAGAUAGAUCAGUACGACUUCGAGCUCAAGCYUGUCAAAGGGAAGUACAACGUAGUCGCGGAUGCUCYGAGUAGGAAAGCAGAUUACUUUGGGGCAAUAGUACAUUACCUCGAUAUAGGAAAGGAUCUGCAGCAGAAGGUUAGAGAAGCCUACGCGCAGGACCCUAUCUAUWGUGAGCUCCUCACRCGAGUCAAGGAGGCCYCAGAGACCGAGCCGAACUACCGCACUACUGGAGGGUUACUCUUCGAGAAGACUAAUGUCUUUGACCGGUUGUGCAUCCCCAAUAGCGAAGAGAUCCAUAGUCUGAUUCUGGGGGAAUGUCACGACACAGAGGGUCAUUUCGGUUGGCAAAAGACUUUGGCCCAUCUGAUGCGCGCGUAUACCUGGCCAGGGAUGAAGAAUGACUGCGUAGAGUAUGUUCGCAGUUGCAAAGUCUGCCAGCGUACGCGCGUAUACCUGGCCAGGGAUGAAGAAUGACUGCGUAGAGUAUGUUCGCAGUUGC
Molecule: messenger RNA, 3131 nt
Organism: Chara braunii
Lineage: Eukaryota; Viridiplantae; Streptophyta; Charophyceae; Charales; Characeae
Source: the annotation of a GenBank genome assembly